AUGGCCUCGCCUGUGAAUGUAGAACAACCUAGCCGAAUCGAUGGCAAGUCUCAAGGAAAUAAGUCAGAAAAGAAGAAAUCAAAGACCUCAAAAGACGUGGGUGAAAACUCUUAUCCUUUAGAGUUAAAUCCCCCUCCAGAAUACAUUUCAUUUCGUAUCAAAUUAUUUGAGCAAUGGAAAGCUGAGUAUGAUGAAGAGAUAAAAAAUAAACCACGUGUACCUAUUACUGUUACUUUACCCGAUGGCCAAACUAAGCCAGCUGUUUCUUGGGAGUCUAGUCCUUUAGACAUUGCAAAAGAGAUAUCAAAAUCUCUUGCCGAUCGCAUCGUUAUAGCUAAGGUCAACGGGACUCUAUGGGACCUUGGUAGACCUCUCGAGGAAGAUUGUAAACUCGAACUAUUAGAUUUUGAUAAUGAUGAAGGCAAAAAGGUGUUUUGGCAUUCUAGUGCACACGUUCUUGGUGAGGCUUGUGAACGUCAUUAUGGUGGUCAUCUUUGUAUUGGACCACCAUUAGAUGAUGGAGGCUUUUACUAUGAGAUGGGAAUCAAGGAACGCGUUGUGAAUCAGGCUGAUUAUCCUGCACUCGAAACCAUCGCCAAAAGUGCGAUAAAAGAGAAACAGCCAUUUGAACGAUUAUUAAUCUCCAAAGAAAAUCUAUUAGAGAUGUUCAAGUAUAAUCCGUAUAAAGUUCAUAUAAUAAAAGAUAAAAUACCGGAUGGCACAUCCACCACUGUUUAUCGUUGUGGUCCCUUAAUUGAUCUAUGUAUAGGCCCUCAUGUGCCGCACACUGGUAGAAUUAAAGCAUUUACGGUCACAAAGAAUGAUUCUUUGCAGCGCAUUUAUGGAAUUUCAUUCCCGGAUUCUAAACAAAUGACCGAAUAUAAAAAGUUUAUCGAAGAAGCAGCAAAACGUGACCAUAGAAAAAUUGGUCAGGAACAAGAUUUAUUUUUCUUCAAUCCUGAAUAUAGUCCGGGAAGCUGCUUUUUCCUUCCUAAUGGUACACGAAUUUAUAACACCUUGAUUGACUUCAUUAAAGAAGAAUACCGAAAACGUGGUUUUACAGAAGUAAUCUCUCCAAAUAUAUAUAAUACUAAAUUAUGGGAAGAAUCAGGUCAUUGGCAAAAUUAUUCGGAAAAUAUGUUUUCUUUUGAAGUAGAAAAAGAGAAAUUUGCAUUGAAACCUAUGAACUGCCCUGGUCACUGUCUAAUGUUUAAACAUCGAGAGCGCUCCUAUCGUGAACUGCCAAUGCGUCUAGCAGACUUUGGAGUUUUACAUCGUAAUGAAUUGAGUGGAGCUUUAACAGGUUUGACUCGUGUCAGGCGUUUCCAACAGGAUGAUGCACACAUAUUUUGUCGACCAGAUCAGGUUCAAGAAGAAAUUGCUGCUUCACUUGAUUUCCUUAAACAUGUAUAUGGAAUAUUUGGUUUCACUUUUCAAUUGAAACUUUCCACUCGCCCUGAAAAAUAUUUGGGUUCUAUUGAAGUUUGGGAUCGGGCAGAAAAGAAAUUAGAAGAAGCUCUUAAAGAGUUCGGUUCACCAUGGGAAUUUAAUCCUGGUGAUGGCGCAUUCUACGGUCCAAAGAUUGAUAUCACAAUAUCAGAUGCGCUCAGAAGAAAGCACCAAUGUGCUACACUUCAAUUGGACUUUCAAUUACCAGAACGAUUUAAACUUGAAUAUCACUCCAACACAAUUGAUGAUGCCCAGAGUGCUUAUAGUCGCCCUGUGAUGAUUCAUCGUGCUAUUUUGGGUUCUGUUGAACGAAUGAUUGCUAUUUUGACAGAAAAUUUUGGUGGAAAAUGGCCAUUUUGGUUAUCACCACGUCAGAUUAUUGUUAUUCCUGUUGCCAACACGUUCGGCAACUAUGUGAAAAAAGUAACUGAUGCAUGCUUUGAGGCAGGAUUUUAUGUCGAUGCAGAUUUAGGAGAAAAUACUCUUAAUAAAAAAGUCCGUAAUGCUGAAAUUGCUCAAUAUAAUUUUAUUUUCAUCGUGGGUGCAGAAGAGGAGAACACGAAUUCUGUAAAUAUUCGAAAUCGUGAUGAAAGUGUUAAGGGUAAGACUCAAACUAUUCCAUUAGAGGAAGCUAUCGCCAAAUUGACUGCCCUAAUGAAAGAAAGGCGGUUAGAAAACAAAAUCUAG
Molecule: messenger RNA, 2136 nt
Organism: Ambispora gerdemannii
Lineage: Eukaryota; Fungi; Glomeromycota; Glomeromycetes; Archaeosporales; Ambisporaceae
Source: the annotation of a GenBank genome assembly